AUGAGCGCUGCGCGAACCUCUGGAAGACCGACAACUAUACCAGAGGAGAGGUUUGAGCGUAGGCAUGAGCGUGCGAGUUCUGCUGACGAGAUUUACAGAAGGAGAGUUGCCGAGGCGAAUUUCGAGCUGGAGCUGGGGCUGCGAGAUCGAGAGAGGGAGCGAGAGAGAGAGCCAGUGCGGAUAGAGCGGGUAGAAGUACGGGAAAGAGAACGACCAGAGCGGGUAGUAGUGCGAGAGCGAGAAUGGGAGGAUGACUAUAGGCGCGACAUCGAAGCUGCGCGCGAGUAUAGGGAAGAUGACGAGUAUUAUGAGUUCGAGUACGAGGUGGCGGAUGAUGAUUAUGAAGAUGAGUAUGAGUACCAUCAACCUUCUGAUUCAAGCUCUGUAGUCGAGAGACCAACUACUCGUCAUCGGACUAGACGGAUCAUAGAGACCAGGCGAGUUCGAAGCCCGUCUCCGAUACGAAUCAGAGAGUCAAGACGAGCUGAACGAAGCCCGUCUCCAAUACGAAUCAUCGAGCCGAGCAAACGAGCUCGGAUUCCGGUUCCGAUCACAGUCAGGGAGUCAAGACGAUAUCAAAGCCCAUCUCGAGAAAGAAUUCGCCGAAGCCUAUCUCGGGAAAGACUGCGUGAUCGGAUCGAAGACGAAAAUCGAAGGAUUUCAGCCAGGCCUGCAGUGCCGACCCCAGCACGCCCUAUGAGGGCAGAGCUGGAUCCUCGGUUACAGCGGCGACCAGCAGGAACUCACCAUGACCCGCGUGUUGGUUCUUUCGACCAAGACGACAUCGAUAUUCGUGCCAGCCGUCAUGACUCGCACCGUAGGCGGGCACGUCAUGGGAAUGACCUAGUUCGGUACAACGCGCCUCGUGGUGUUCCGAGAGAGGCUGCGAGUCACAAACAGCAGCCCUAUCCCGAUCAUCGCCAGCCUCGUCAGCACUUAUCCAAUACAUAUGGCAUGACGCCUGCCGGGGUAUACACUGUACAUCCCUCUCAGCGUCCCGGCGCAAACAUGCCGACCCCCCCUCCUCCGAACAUGGCUUAUGCUGGACCAUCCGUUGCAGCACACCCCGGUGACCCGGGACUUCAAUACAUGGCCGCAAUCCCUAGUUCUUACAUGCAUCAACAGCAUACGCCAGCUCCUACUCCACUGGGGUCUGGACCACAGCCCUCAGGAGUGCCGGAACCAAUGAGUGCUAGCUUCUUCCACGCCAAAUACGAAGGGGAUCGGGAAAGAGAAGCAAGGGCGAGGGCCGAGGCAGAGAGACAAAGAGAAUUCUGUGAAUCCAUUAGGCGGGAAGUGGAUGAGUCUUUGAGGAGGGCAGCCGAAGCCCAGAAAGAGCGCGAUGAGAAAUCGGAAAUGAGGGCAAAAUCGGAGGCGGAACGACGCUUGGAAUUUGAAGCCUUGAUCCGGAGCGAGGUCGAAAUGUCCAUCUCAAAGGCAUCUGAGAUUCAAAAGAAGAGAGUAGACAAGACGGAAAAGUGGGCAAGAACCGAGGUGCAGAGACUGAAGGGAUUCGAGGAGUUGAUCAAGAACGACGUCCAAUCUACCAUGAAAGUGAUCAAGACUCUCGAAGCGGAGCAAAAGAUCAGAGACGCGGAAGCUGAGAGUCUGCAAAUUCAGAUGGAAAUACAGGUCAACAAAGCUAUGGAGGCUCUCGAAAAGACGGAGAGGUUGAGAGCUGAGCUGAGAGACAUGCGAGCCAACCGAGCGGGAACAUACGAAGAAUCUCCACCACCACGGACUCCCCCUUUCCGACCAGCCCAUGGUCGUCGCGCAAGCUAUUCCGAGCAUUCAUCACCAUCACCUGCUUGGGGAUCGCGUUCGCCUCCGCCUGCAGUUCCCGAAGCACCCGAAACGGAUCCAGACGUUGUCGAGGAGAGCCAUGAAAACUACCCAACGGAUCACAGGCGACAGUCCUCUCGGCGGAGAUACUCUCCUAGUGUUGCCAGCUACCACUCAUACGUCUCGACAAGUUCCCGCGAUGGUAGGCCACGGAAUGAGGAGGAUGGAGAGAUGCGCAGGGACAUGCGGAUGGUAAGAGAAGAGCUGCUUGAUCCGAUCGUCGAAGCAAUCUCCGGCCUAGCGACGGCCGUCAUGUUUGGGGGCUUGCACUUCCAGUCGCCUCCGGUGUUUAUGCAUUACCCACCACAUCCGGAUGAAAGCAACAGUUCUCGGUCAGUUUCCACCUGUGAGGAGUCAGGCUCAGACGAUAGAGAAACUGUCACUCCGCAACAGAAUGAGCAGCCGAGUCAAAUCGACGAGUCAGGUCCGGAGCAGGAACCGAAUUCUCAAUCUCCGGUGCUCGUUUCGGCACCAGAUCAUAGCGACCAGGAGACGACUUCCACACAAACGACUGACUCCGUGAUAUCGAAUGACGAAACGAUGUCACCUGACGAUCGAUCUGUGGUGGCUGAGUCGUGGACCACGGCUACUGAGGAGUCUGUUCCGACUUACAAUCCUCUGGAGUAUACAAAGCCAGUAAAAGAGGAGCAACAUACCCUCGAGGAAGAUUCUAGGGAGGAUGACACGGACGAAACGCCAACUUUGGUUAACUCUGGGUUUCCCAACUACACAGCUGUCGAGAAAAUGCCACUGGUCGAAAACCAGGAUAAUGCCCCAGAGAUGAGUGGAGAGGAAAGCCUGGACAAGAACUACCAGGUGCCGGCAAUAAUUAAUCAACAAAUCGUCUCCAGCGAGGCGAUCGAAAGCAAACCGAGUCUCUCUUCCGAUGCUCAACCCGGAAAAGAAUUGUUAGGCCCACUCAACGAUCAUGAGUCCGAACAAGUCGAUUCCAACGAUAAAAGCCCCCAACCCUCGACAUCGGACAAGCGAAAACAGCGAAAAGCCGCGGAUUCCAGACACAGAUAUUGGGACGGCUCAUACAUUCCAAAGCAUUAUCUUCCAUCUGAUCCUGAUGGACCCAAUACAGCAAUACCAGAUCUCGACCGGAAAGGCAGAACUGGGGGUCACGGUAGGAAGGGGCGAAAUGCACACGACAAGGUGCCUCCGUUGCCAGUUUUGAAAAAUGCCUUUAUCCCGAUACCCUAUUUCCACCCAGUGUUUGGAGGAGUUCCGCCAUCUCGUGGUCGGAGACGGAGAGGGGGCGACGAGGAAGCCACCGUUGAUUGA
Messenger RNA from Ilyonectria robusta, 3129 nucleotides. RefSeq lists its product as uncharacterized. The record is from RefSeq and is a predicted model, not a curated record. The coding region runs from base 1 to 3129 and encodes 1042 amino acids. The transcript has 2 exons. NCBI's taxonomy places the organism in Eukaryota, Fungi, Ascomycota, Sordariomycetes, Hypocreales, Nectriaceae.